Molecule: messenger RNA, 600 nt
Organism: Dracunculus medinensis (Guinea worm)
Lineage: Eukaryota; Metazoa; Nematoda; Chromadorea; Rhabditida; Dracunculidae
Source: the annotation of a GenBank genome assembly
AUGAAUUCCGAUGACUCUGAAAUCGAUGAUGAUGAGGACGAUGAAUUGUUUUCUAAUUCUAUCGCUUCUAAUAAUUCAGAAGGCGAGACGGCAAAGGCAAGAGAUUUAACCUCAAAAAAUGAAAGUCAGUUGCCUUCAAUUAAUUCAUUCGAUCCGAUGCGAUUAGAUCCAUUUCGAUUGUUUUUAAAUCGGAAUCUUAAUUCAGCGCUUCAGUCUGGUUUUAACCCGGUUCAUCAAGCGACCGCAAUGUCCCUACAUCAACAUUUAACAGUGCCAUCAAUUUCUUGUCAAUCGUUGCAAUCACCAUCAUCACAUGCAUUAUCAUCACUCCCGCUGCAACAGCAAAAAUUUCAACAAAAUCGAACCCAGCAACAACAAAUUACAAACCAACCGCACCAACAGCAAACAACGUCUAAUAAACGCUCAAAACUUUUGAUCGAUGAAAUAUUAAACUUAAAAUCGAGCUGUCCCGACAAGCGUUCAUCAAUUAACGAAAACAGUGAUGAUGACGGCAAUCUAUUAGAUCAGAAAAACGCUGAUAAAGGAGAUAAAGGAGAAAAAGAUGGCGGCUCUAUCGAGAAUAAUUUUGUUGAGAAAUGA